Coccomyxa subellipsoidea C-169 is the source of this 1420-nucleotide messenger RNA. RefSeq lists its product as hypothetical. Lineage: Eukaryota; Viridiplantae; Chlorophyta; Trebouxiophyceae; Coccomyxaceae. Gene Ontology annotation, cellular component: membrane; cytoplasm. The record is from RefSeq and is a predicted model, not a curated record. The coding region runs from base 368 to 1030 and encodes 220 amino acids. The transcript is spliced from 4 exons.
GUUACAAUAAUUACGGAGCUUGGAUUUCAUUUGGGUGUUUCUGAAGUUUCUGAUCCCUUAAAUGCUGGAAAAUAUCGUACUUCGAAAUUUCUUGAGUUCCGGCAUUUGUUGAUCUGACGCAGUAGACUCCCUGAUAAGAUCCCCUUUUCUGUGAAGGCACCUCGAGAUGCCGUGUUGACUUAAUUUGAGGGUGUUGUAGGAAUGUCACACUAAGCCAAAUGCUUUAAAGCAUAUUACUGAAGUUAGGUGUUUUUUCUUGGACCCAUUGGUUCACGAGCCUGUUACCCCUAAAGAUCCAUGAUCCGUAGCUUUGCAGUAACAUGGGAAGUUUGAGCUCUCAGAAUCCAGAAAGUGAGCAAGGGGCGUCAUGUUUGUGAGUCUGUGGGUCUUUUACUUGGAUAGUCUCAUCAGCCACCCCCUGCUGACCAAAUGCUGCACCUCCGCUGUUGGCUUCAUGAUUGGCGACAGCAUAGCUCAGAUACUCAGUCGAGACCCCCAUAGCAUUGUGCGGACACUCCGAUUUGUGACCAUAGGAUUUUUCAUGCAUGCCCCUGUCGCUGACGCUUGGUUCACCUAUUUGGAAAAGGCCGUCUACGCGGAGACUCCAGCAAGCACGCGAGCAGUGCUGGCCAAGAUGGCGCUUGACCAGUUCCUGAUGGCACCUGUCUUCCUGGUGGCCUUUUUCUUCGCCACCAAGACACUGGAGGGGCAGCCGCACAAGCUGCUGGAGACCCUUCGCGGAACUUACAUUCGCACUCUGCUUCUGGGCUACCUGAUCUGGCCGCUCGCGCACAUCAUCAAUUUCAAAUUCGUCCCCAAUGAUCUGCGCAUACUCUACGUCAACUUUGUACAGCUGGGCUGGAACGUUGUCCUGUGCCGGAUGAGUGGCUCAUCUGCAGUCAGGCAGCCGGAGCCUCGCAGGUACAUCGAGAGGAAGGUGUCUCAGCACCUGAGAGGCAUUGAGAUUGUGGAGAAGCGCAAGUCCCUGCCCCGCCUGACCACUUCAGCGUUCCGGGGCAGCACUCCCUGAUCAUUGGCACAGCUUCUGUUCCAUGCUGCAUGCAGUCAUGAAACCAUAUGGAAUAUUACUUUAGAUGAUGGUGCUGCAUGAAAGGUCACUCGAUAUCUUGAACCUUCAGUCUUUCUAUACUGUAUGAUCAAGCGGCGGAAAUCCUGACCAAGCCGUUUCCAGCUAGGCGCUAGUAGAUUCUGUAGGUCAUGUGUUGUCAUAGAUGUCACGCAGAGCAGCGUUCUUAGGUCACAGCACUUUUUUCUGCAGAGAAUUGCCGGCACAAAUUUCUAGUUCAUUAAAUAUUCCAUGGAUUGCACAGCACAUCUGUCUGGACUCGUGUUUAAUAUGAAAGAACAAACAAAAUUGAUUGUACUUGAAUUAUUUGCCAUGUAAGCAUGAUUACGUAAC